Molecule: messenger RNA, 1050 nt
Organism: Rhizoctonia solani
Lineage: Eukaryota; Fungi; Basidiomycota; Agaricomycetes; Cantharellales; Ceratobasidiaceae
Exons: 7
Coding region: 1-1050 (349 amino acids)
Source: RefSeq, a predicted model, not a curated record
AUGUCUCAAUACAAUAUCAAUCCAAGGUGUCUACCUUCAACGCCUCCUCCAUCAAUGACUGGCAACCCAAACUUCAACGGACAUUCACCCUUCCAGGCUUCCGGAUCGCGACCUCAGAGUGUUGUAUCGUCUCGCUCAUAUCCGGGGAUUGAGUCCGCUCUUGAGAGAACAAAUAAUGGGAAUCCACGAGUGGAUGCUAGUAGUAUAAUUCCUGUUGUCCAUAAUUACUGUGCCUGGAUGGGAAAUGUGAUGGUUGAGUUCAUUAUUAGAAUCGUCACUCCGAAGGAUUCCAGAGAUAGCGCUGUAACUUUGACCUGCCAAGCAGGAGGUGUGGAAAGGAUCAUGGGUGAACCUCAGAUCGUCCAACUCGAUACCAAUCCUACUCAGGCCAAUUUUAUAAUCUAUGUCAUCCCGCGCGAAUCAAUUCCCCUCAACUCUCUGUUCAAGUUCCGAGUGUGGCUAUCAUCACCGGAAUUUCAGGUGCGCCUGUGGGCUGAAGAUGAGUUCUGGAUUGGCGCGCAGCUCCCAUUUCCUUCCAUCCCUGGGGCGCAUUUGGCACGACUAACCCACGCUUCACCAUUGUUUCACACUUAUCAUGGAACGGUCGGAGCUGCAUCUCUAGUAUACACUGUCUGCAUCGACCGAGUUCCCUAUGCGCCCACUCGGGAUGAGUACCUGAUCACUCUGCGAUAUUCUGCUGGUGGAAUCGGGCGUGAACUAUGCAGUAACAUACGUCUAAGGCUCAGCUGUAGUCUCGAGGAAAUAUCCUUCAUAAUUUAUUCAAUACGUCAGAACUCUGAGCCCAAAAAGGGCCGACACAAAUUUAGACUUUGGGUUCGGUCAGCUAAUGGAGGUAUAUGUCAGCGGCUGUGGGCAGGCGAUGAUCUGUGCAUGGGAAAGGACCUCGAGUUCCAAGCGGUACAACAAGGGACCGUCAUCUUUGCUCAACGGGGAACGGUUACAUCAUCCACGGCGAGAGCAGACCCCUUUUCAGAGCCUUCCGACCUUCCUGCAUAUUCUCCGAAUCCACUUGCGGAUGAGUACCAAUAG